AUGGCUGCUGAAAACUCUCGUCUGUACGCCAAGGGCCGUGUCUUGGGUUUCGCCCGUUCCAAGCACAACCAGUACCCCAACAUUUCUCUCCUCAAGAUUGAAGGUGUUCAGACCACUGACGAUGCUCGCUUCUAUCUCGGCAAGCGUGUUGCUUACGUCUACCACGCCAAGAGAGAAAAGAACGGUAGCAAGCUCCGUGUCAUCUGGGGUCGCAUUGCUCGUGUCCACGGUACCAACGGUGUCGUUCGUGCUCGUUUCCGCAACAACUUGCCUCCCAAGACUUUUGGCGCUGCUGUCCGCAUCAUGCUCUACCCCUCCAACAUUUAA
Molecule: messenger RNA, 327 nt
Organism: Lichtheimia ornata
Lineage: Eukaryota; Fungi; Mucoromycota; Mucoromycetes; Mucorales; Lichtheimiaceae
Exons: 3
Coding region: 1-327 (108 amino acids)
Biological process (GO): ribosomal large subunit biogenesis; cytoplasmic translation
Cellular component (GO): ribosome; cytosolic large ribosomal subunit
Molecular function (GO): structural constituent of ribosome
Source: RefSeq, a predicted model, not a curated record